Mastomys coucha (southern multimammate mouse) is the source of this 600-nucleotide messenger RNA. It is a transcript of the gene Ubl5, whose product is annotated as ubiquitin like 5. Lineage: Eukaryota; Metazoa; Chordata; Mammalia; Rodentia; Muridae. The coding region runs from base 172 to 420 and encodes 82 amino acids. The record is from RefSeq and is a predicted model, not a curated record. Gene Ontology annotation, biological process: mRNA splicing, via spliceosome; protein modification process. Gene Ontology annotation, cellular component: cytoplasm; nucleus. The transcript is spliced from 5 exons. Gene Ontology annotation, molecular function: protein tag activity; protein binding.
UUUCCAGCCUUAAAUACGGCCAGGGUUCAGCGUUCGAGCUACGAGUUGUGUCGUCGAUAGGUUCGAGGACUUUGGAGGUGAGGAGGCUAAACGGAGAGGCCCGAGAUCACGGGACGCUGCCGAGACUUAGGAGCCUAGGGGUUGCGGGAGGCAAAGCCAGCUCCAGCCACAAUGAUUGAGGUGGUUUGCAACGACCGUCUAGGAAAGAAAGUCCGCGUUAAGUGCAAGUAUCCACCGAGGGAUGACUGGCAGAGCACCGAUGACACCAUCGGCGACUUGAAGAAACUGAUAGCGGCUCAAACUGGCACCCGCUGGAAUAAGAUCGUUCUUAAAAAGUGGUACACGAUUUUUAAGGACCACGUGUCUCUGGGAGAUUAUGAAAUCCACGAUGGGAUGAACCUGGAGCUUUAUUACCAGUAGAGGGGAAUGUCUUCCUCCUCCUUGCCCGGGUAGUUCUGCCUUCCUCCUCCUUGUCCCGCUAGCUCUGCCUUCCUCCUCCUUGCCCUGCUAGCUCUGCCUUCCUCUCCCAUCCUCAUUUGACACUGGUAUAGAUGGUCAUUUUUAACAGUUCACAUGAAUAAAAACUUUGCUGCUGUCAUA